Anopheles nili is the source of this 1929-nucleotide messenger RNA. Its product is annotated as high mobility group protein DSP1-like. Gene Ontology annotation, biological process: regulation of transcription by RNA polymerase II. NCBI's taxonomy places the organism in Eukaryota, Metazoa, Arthropoda, Insecta, Diptera, Culicidae. Gene Ontology annotation, molecular function: DNA binding, bending. Gene Ontology annotation, cellular component: nucleus. The coding region runs from base 1 to 1347 and encodes 448 amino acids. The record is from RefSeq and is a predicted model, not a curated record. The transcript is spliced from 5 exons.
AUGUCGGAGCACCAUCGCGGUGCUUGGGGUACGCGUGAGGACGCCGUCUGGUGGCCGGGAGGCAUCUCGUCGACGGAACAGCAGACACUGCAGCACCACCAGCAUCUCAUCAAUCAGCACCACCAACAGCAGCUUGCCCAGCAGCAGGCAGCGCAACUGCAGCACCAGGUUGCGGUACAGCAACAGCAGCAGAACCAGCAACAGCAGCAGCAAAACGACAGCGCCCGGAACAACAGCACAACGUCCACGUCCGCCACCCAGCAGCUGUUCUCGUACAAAAUGGCCAACAGCUUUCAGAAUCCGGUCACCACGAUGUCCGGUGUGACGGUGUCCACCUCGAACGCACCGUACGAUUACCGGCUCGGCAUGAGCACAGUGGUGGCCCGGCCCGGUGACCCUCCCACCAUGUCCAGCACAGCGCCCACCACCCAGUGGUGGUACCCGGGUGGCCAAAAUGCGCUCGAUAACUCCCUGCAACAGCAGCAGCAGCAGCAACAGCAGCAACAACAGCAGCAACAGCAGCAACAGCAACAGCAAACUCAACAGCAUCAGAACCAGACCCACGUUCAAAGCAAUGCCAUUUUGAACAAAAUGGUGGCCGGCAACGUCACCGGUGGCAAGGUAAAGGACAAUAAGCCGAGGGGGCGCAUGACUGCGUAUGCCUUCUUCGUACAAACUUGCCGAGAGGAGCACAAGAAGAAGCACCCUGAGGAGCAGGUCAUAUUCGCCGAAUUUUCCCGGAAGUGUGCGGAGCGGUGGAAGACCAUGUUGGACAAGGAAAAGCAACGCUUCCACGAGAUGGCAGAAAAGGACAAGGCUCGGUACGAGUUGGAGAUGCAAAGCUACGUUCCACCGAAGGGUGCCGUAGUCGGCCGUGGCAAGAAGCGGAAGCAAUUUAAGGAUCCGAAUGCCCCGAAGCGAUCGCUGUCCGCAUUUUUCUGGUUCUGCCACGAUGAGCGGAACAAGGUGAAGGCGCUGAACCCGGAGUAUGGCGUCGGUGACAUCGCCAAGGAGCUGGGUCGAAAAUGGUCAGAUAUGGACGCCGAAAUUAAGCAAAAGUACGAGCAGAUGGCUGAAAAGGACAAGCAGCGAUACGAGCAGGAAAUGACGGAAUAUAAAUUGAAGUGUAAAAAUGAGCAAGGUGGGGGCACCCCCGGCUUGAACCUGCCGCAGCAACUGCAGCAGGCCGGGCUUCAGCAUCUCCCGCAGCACGUACAGCAGUUGCAGGCACAGGUUGUCCAGGCACACCAAGCCGCCGCUGUUGCCGCCGCUGCCGCGGCCGCCGUACAACAGCAGCAUGACGACGACGACGACGAGGAGGACGGUGAUGAGGACGACAACGAGUAAAAAGCCCUCGGAUCCUUUGCCCCUUCUUUCCCUGGACUUCAUUGACCCUACCCUGCCCUCCUUCCCCACUACCAUCACCACCACUCCCUCCUCACGUAUGCAAUGCGCUCUUUAUUAUUAUUAUUACAUUUAAAUUUCGUCUUAAUUUUUUUGCAAAUGUAAAAAUAUUUUUAAAAUGAUGAUAUUAAUCACGAAAAGACCACCAUCAUCAUCAUUUACAAUUACACUACACACCCACAUUGACACGCACACAGACACACAUACACAUAUAUUUUACCCCAUAUACACACACACUCACACUCUACACGAACACGAAAUAAAUGAGAGGAGCAAAGGGAUAUAUUUAGUACGGAUGCGUUUUGCAACAUUGUUGCCGAAAAGAAAAAAUGGAAGGACAGUUGCUGAACCAGCGAUAGGACAAGUACAAUCGAAUUAACAAAAACAGAGUGUGGAAAAACUUGAAAGAGCGAGCGAGAGAGUGAGAGAGAAGGACAAGCCGAAAUGGCAGCGUUUUGUGGAUAACGUUAGGAAGGAUAAUACUAUGCGCUCGUUUAGAAUAAGGUAGCAAGGGCAACAAGUUAA